Rhopalosiphum maidis (corn leaf aphid) is the source of this 1397-nucleotide messenger RNA. RefSeq names its product thioredoxin-related transmembrane protein 2 homolog. Gene Ontology annotation, cellular component: cytoplasm. Gene Ontology annotation, molecular function: oxidoreductase activity, acting on a sulfur group of donors, disulfide as acceptor. The coding region runs from base 180 to 1016 and encodes 278 amino acids. The transcript is spliced from 5 exons. Lineage: Eukaryota; Metazoa; Arthropoda; Insecta; Hemiptera; Aphididae. The record is from RefSeq and is a predicted model, not a curated record.
ACCAAUUCUUUAUCUGUCAAACGACAAAUAGAAACAAAAUUCGUUUCUUUGCUUUUAAAUAUAUUUUUUCAAUAGUAACUGUAUCGAUUCGCAUUCCUAUCGACUAAAACAAGCUUUAUAUACCUAUAUUGUAUCUAGUUGACUUCGAUACAAGCAAGAAAAGCCAUUGCAUUUUCACUAUGGUGAUUCAAAAGAAAGAGCUGCUUGUCUUACUAAAACCUUAUUAUUGGGUUAACAUAAUACUUACGUGUUCAUAUGUGUUUUGCAAAAAGACUGAUAUCUUUUGUCAAUAUUUAUUUUCACCGACUGAAAAGAUUUGCGAACUAGACGCUAAAGAAUUGGAAAUAUUACUAUUCCUUAUGAUUGUUGUAAUGAUUCGGACAAGAAAAGCUGGAAGUGUCACAAUGUUAGCUUAUCUUUCAUCUAGUUUCUUGUAUACUAAAGGAGCAAAUGUAUUAUUAUGGUUCUAUGCAGACGUUCGAUAUGGUUUACUCUUCACUGCUCUUAUUAUUGCUGUAAGUUUGUGUCUACCAGAGCCAACAUAUUCUGGCCCAGAAAAUGUAUUGUACUUCAGAUCAUUGGCCACUUUGGAAGAAGCCCUUAAAGAAGAUAAACAGCAUACUGUAUGGAUUAUUUGUUUUUAUACUGUUUGGAAUCCUACGUGUGCUACUUUUGCUCCAAUAUUUUCAAAAUUAUCUGUUGAAUAUGAUACCAAGUAUCUUAAAUUUGGUAAAAUAGAUAUUAGUCGAUAUCCUGAUGCUGCUGCUAAAUAUAAUAUUAGUGAUUCAUCAUUAAGUCGACAACUGCCAACUGUGAUAAUGUUUAAAAAUGGAGUAGAAGAAAUUAGAAGACCAACAUAUGAUAGUAAAGGAAAAAUAUAUAAAUUUUUUUUUACAGAACCUAAUUUCAAAGCAGUUUUUGAUUUGAACAAUGUGUAUGGCACUUGCGUGUCAAAUAAUAAGAAAAGUAAUGUAGAAGAAAAAUUGAAAACUAACAAGAAAGAAAAGAAAACAUAAGUAAUUUUGAAUAACAACAAAAUGUUUUAAAAUUAUAUUGACGUGUGUUUGUGUUUUGUUUUUAUUACCAGUAUAUUAUUGUCAUUAAUAUUGAGUAAAACUAUGUGAACGCUCUGUUCUUGAAAUGCACAUGUUCUUUGUGCAAUUGAUGAUGUACUGAAAACAGUUUUGAAACUUUUGAAUGUAGUUGAGAUCAUGGGAUUAUGAGGAAUUAGCAAUUUUUUUUUUCUGUUACCUAAAUAAAUACAAUUUUAAGCUUGUCACUUUUUUAGCUAGUUAUCAUAGAUUUAUAUUAAUUUAUAGUUAGAAUUCAAUAUAUUUACAAAAUAUUUUACUAUUUAUUCUAUACUUUAUAGUAUUAUAACCACUUGAAAAAUAUUG